Molecule: messenger RNA, 3112 nt
Organism: Syngnathus acus (greater pipefish)
Lineage: Eukaryota; Metazoa; Chordata; Actinopteri; Syngnathiformes; Syngnathidae
Product: CD81 antigen-like
Exons: 8
Coding region: 140-862 (240 amino acids)
Cellular component (GO): membrane
Source: RefSeq, a predicted model, not a curated record
CAGGGGACUAGCGGAGGAGGACGGGGUCUCGGGGGAAGCUCCUCGCGUUGGGUGUUGUCUUCUUCUUGGAGUGUGGAGCCGUUCGUUUCGUUUCGUUGCCGUCCCGUUAAGUCAAGUCGUCUGCCAAAUCUCUGUCAGCAUGGGCGUCGAGGGCUGCACCAAAUGCAUCAAGUACCUGCUCUUCUUCUGCAACUUCAUCUUCUGGCUGGCCGGCUGCGUGAUUUUGGGCGUGGCCCUGUGGCUGCGUCACGACCCGCAGACCAGCAGCCUGCUGGAGAUCAACUUUGAGGGACAGCAGGCGCCCGGCACCUUCUACAUCAGCGUGCACAUUCUGAUUGCGGUGGGCGCGGUGAUGAUGGUGGUGGGUUUCCUGGGAUGCUACGGCGCCAUCCAGGAGUCGCAAUGCCUGCUGGGAACGUUCUUUGCCUGCCUGGUCAUCCUGUUUGCCUGCGAAGUGGCUGCCGGAAUCUGGGGCUUCAUGCACAAAGACACCGUUUCCAAGGAGAUGAUCAACUUCUACGACUCCAUCUACGACAAAGCCAUGACGCAGAGCGUCACCGCUGACUCGGAGAAGAAGAGGGCAGCGGCCUCCGUGCUCAAAGUUUUUCACGAGACGCUGAGCUGCUGCGGCAAAGGUCAAGGCACGUCUAUUCUGACGCAAUUCACCGACUUGCUGGGCGUCACCGACCUCUGUCCUAGCUCCGGAACCUCCAUCAGCUGCCACACCCGCAUCACCGAGCUGUUCUCCGACAAAAUCUACCUGAUCGGCAUCUUCGCCUUGGUGGUCGCCAUCAUCAUGAUCUUCGAGAUGAUCUUCAGCAUGGUCCUGUGCUGCGGCAUCCGCAACAGUCCCGUCUACUAGUCCUACCCGGCCGGCGUUCCUCUGCCGCAUUUAGCUUGCUGGAUUCCCGCAUGGCGGCGUUCUGGUGGCGCCCCUCCGUCUUUUAUUCCCCCGCGCUGGAGCCCACCUAACCCCGAGCCGACCUAACCCACCCACGUGUAGCUACGCAACAGUAUAUCUAUCCUUUUUGAAAACACAACCCGGGUGCCCUCCUCUGGCAGAAAGUCUUUGCAGUUUGAAACUCUUCUUUGCCUUUGGCGCAAAAUUCUACAAGCGAGCGCUGCUUGGGAAUCUCCUUCCUUCCCUCCUUCACCGUUCUUGAGUCAUCAGCGACAGAACAUGGGUUUCACCAAAAACACAAUAAGCGGCGAAAAGGAGCAAGCCAUUUAGCUGGAGAUUUUACUUAUGGUAUUCACAAAUAAUCUGACAAUGAUUUGCGCGUCCAUUUUUGCCCCAGUUGAGGAGGGCACAUGGGUUGUUGAUAACAUGUUGAAGUUGGUUUUUGUCCCCUCCCCCCACUGUUGGAUGUAUAAACUGUGUGUAAAUAUAUAUAUAUAUAUAUAGAUAGAUAGAUAUUAACCGUGCUUUUUGAGCGCAUGGAUGUAACCGCGCACUGCCGUAUGUUGGCGCUUUGUCCGCCACGUUCACUCGCUUCCUGUCUCACUUUUUGGGAUAGCUGGAACCAAAGUCUGGAUGCUGUCCGCCGCAUGUUUACAUGCGUUAAAAAAUUGGAAGGAAAAAAAAAAAAAACCGCAAACGACGCUCUUAAAAUGACAAAGUCGAUGGGUGGAAGCGUCAGGCACGGGUGUCCAAAAACCUUUUGUCGUUCCAAAAAGAAAGUUGAUCAGAAUUCCCCAAAAGAAAAUAGGAACUCCAUUCUUUUUCUUCUAACUUGCCCGCACUGGCAAAAUGAAAACAAAAAAACGUCAGCUCACAAAAUGUGUACUUUGUCGGCGAUAACGAUAAAUCGGAUGUUCUAUAAACGAGCGGCAAAAUGCCAACGACAUACCGAGAAGUCCAAAUAGUCCAUUUUUUCUUGCACAGCGAGCCGAGCUUCACCCACGUUGGCGGCGGCAAAAUAUUUCUGCCCGGCCCGCCAGGUAGGAUUUUGAAAAAUAUGAAGGUAAAAAGUCAACGUUCAAAAUGAUUGUUGUUUUUACAAUUACACAUAGCGCCUCAUUUGCAAAGUUGUGUCUGCCAGAUGUUUUGUAAAGUAGACAAAGGUUACGAAUAAAAACAAACGUCAAGAGCAAAAACGUUGCAAUUUGGAGAUUUGGCCACAUAUUUUUUGCAAUUCUAAAAGAUAAAGAAACAAAGUCCAAACGAUGACAAAUUUCUGCUUUCAUAACACUCGUCGUGGCAUACGUCUUUAGCACGUUGAACAAAAGUGCAACUUUUUGGAAUCCAAACAAAAAAGUGCUACCGUGAUGAAAUGUCACCUUUACGAAAUCACUUUGGAAAAUACUGCCACAAGAUGAUGAUGCUCUUUUUUUUACUCAGCGAUAAGACCAAACAAUCGGCUUGACCAAACAAUCGGCUUGACAAAACAAAACACCCGCAUCGCUGUUACACUGAAGAAAAAGAUUGAAAAAGGUCGUAUUGCUGACUGCUGUAAGAUAUUUGCUAACCGUAACGUAACCGCUGUUUGCCCUUUUUGUUUUUUUCCUUUCUCUCUUUCAAAGGCUUCGCCAGCACCGCCCACAUUCUGUAAAGUGGUGCAAUGUUUUUUAUAUGCGAUAAAGGAUUAAUGAAGGAUUCCACUGAAAAGAAAAGAAGAGCAAAGUUACCGUGACGUGAAGUGUGGAUGUGUUUUGUUUUGUUUUCUGCAUCGCUCUAUUAGUUGCCCUUUGGAUGCCCCUGCCUGAAAGUUGACAUUCGACUCGCGUCCUAAACAUACUGGACCAAUGAAAAUGCUCUCAUCGACGUGUUAGCUUUGCGCUGAAAGCCAUCAUCGCUAAUGUUGCUCACCGGUCGGUUCCGUCCAUCACCCUUAAUGAGCCGAGCCGAGCCGCCGACCAAGCGGACCACGGCCACGUCCUCCUCCUCAAAGUGUCUCGUCGUCGUCGUCGUUAUCGUAUUUCCACUCCAACGUACUAAUUAGCAGAGGCCUCGUUUUUCCAUUGUCUGGUACGUCGUGAAGGAAAGGGUGAGGCUGUGGGCGGGGCCACUAGGGUCUCUGAUUGGCUGCCGCCAGCCCACAGGCCCCUCCCACUGCCGACCCGCUCCUGUUUGCCCGAGUAUAUGAGGGAUUAAAUGUCUUUUACAGAGAAA